Messenger RNA from Metarhizium brunneum ARSEF 3297, 546 nucleotides. RefSeq names its product Pre-rRNA-processing protein IPI1 (gene IPI1). The record is from RefSeq and is a predicted model, not a curated record. NCBI's taxonomy places the organism in Eukaryota, Fungi, Ascomycota, Sordariomycetes, Hypocreales, Clavicipitaceae. Gene Ontology annotation, biological process: rRNA processing. Gene Ontology annotation, cellular component: nucleus.
AUGGAAUGGCUACUCGAGGUAGCUGGUUCCGAGCUGGUCAACUGUCCAGGCGGAUGGGUUAAGACUCUAGGCACAUUUUGUGCAAUGAUGGGCUGGGCCGUAUCUUCUUCUAAUGGGGGUUGGACUUCAGCCACACGCACAUCAAUGAAGGCCAAGGACGCUCAAACCCUUGCCAAACAAAUCACAGCACUGUCUCGGUUUCUCCAAGCCGGAUUCGCGGAUGAAUCGUCCCAAGUGGAGAGCUCUUCUCAAUACUGGGAUGCUCUGUACAGAGUGCCUCGUGCGCCGAAUUCCUUUGAAUAUCUCAAUCUCUCUGGCGCUCGUCGUGAUGAAGAAGGCGAGAUGUAUUCAAAUCGAGCGGCCCGGCAAGAAAUAUUCUGCAAAAGGUUUCUUGAUGCUAUUAGCAAAGGCCUUGAUAAAGCCAAGAAAGAAGGAGGUGCUACUGGUCGUGCUGCCUCUUCGAUGGAGCAGGUUUUGAAGGACGGCUUGGCCGAUUUUGAGCCUUCAACUGCAAUGGAUACACAAGAUCUGCUCGAUUUAUGGUGA